Messenger RNA from Rhodamnia argentea, 1590 nucleotides. Its product is annotated as serine/threonine-protein kinase-like protein At5g23170. Lineage: Eukaryota; Viridiplantae; Streptophyta; Magnoliopsida; Myrtales; Myrtaceae. Gene Ontology annotation, cellular component: plasma membrane. Bases 247 to 1332 code for a protein of 361 amino acids. Gene Ontology annotation, biological process: protein phosphorylation. The record is from RefSeq and is a predicted model, not a curated record. Gene Ontology annotation, molecular function: ATP binding; protein kinase activity. The transcript has a single exon.
CCUUUAACUCUGUUCAAUGAUUCAUGUAUUCCUCCUCUUUACCUUAAUACUUUUCAUGUACCCGAAGUCGGGGUUCUUUUACUGUUCCCCUCUCUCACCUCACCUUCAUAAAAAUCUAAACUUUAUUAGUUUGGAAUAGAAUAAGCUACCCUUUCACUAUCCCCCAACCAUCCUACCUCUUGUUAACCCACACAAACAAAACACAGACCCAAGAAGUCGACAGCUACAUAUGUUACGAGGCCUGACAUGGAGGAAUUCGAGUAUGAAGAGCUGGUCAAAGCAACAGAGAGCUUCUCCCCCAGCAGGCUCAUUGGAAAAGGCAGCCAUGGAUGCGUCUACAGAGGUGUUCUCAGGGAUCACCGAGUGAUCGCCGUCAAAACACCGUCUCUUGGCCUUCGAGCCCUCCGCGACAACUCCAAGCUCCGCAACGAGACUCGCGUUUUAUCAUCACUUGCCGAGCCUCACAACUCUUCUUCUUCUUCUUCUUCUUCUUCUUCUUCUGCUGAUCAUGUGAUAAAGCUUCUAGGAACCAGCCAGGACCCAUCACAGAACAAGCUCCUGGUAAUGGAGUUCAUGCCCAAUGGCUCUCUCCACGACUUGCUUCAUCCUCCUCCAUCCAAUGAUGCCCCACCGCCGACUUGGCCCGCACGUCUGAGGAUCGCUCUCCAGGUGGCGCGCGCGCUCCAAUCCCUUCACGAGAGGAAGCCCUUCAUCGUCCACAGAGACAUCAAGUCCACCAACGUCCUGUUCGAUUCAGACUGGAACGCCAAGUUGGCCGAUUUCGGGCUCGCCGUGGUGGACGGCGAUGACCGACUCUACACGCCGGCCGGUACCAUCGGCUACUUGGACCCUAAUUACACUUGUCCUAGCAAGUUGAGCCGCAAAAAUGAUGUCUUCAGUCUUGGGGUUGUGUUGUUGGAGAUCAUGAGUGGGAGGAAAGCCAUGGAUGUGUCGAAGCAAACGGCCUCGAUAGUCGAUUGGGCAAUCUCCCUGAUUGAAGGGCAAAGAGUGAUGGACAUUUGUGAUCCCAGAAUCCCAUUGCCCAGCGUAGUACCCUUCACGCACAUGGUCCACAUCGCGGGACGUUGCGUAGCAGCCGACGGAGGCUCUCGACCAUCGGCCUCCGAAAUCGUCGCGGAGAUGGAGAGAGUUCUUAUCCAUCAUCGAGUUCGGGUACCGACUUGGCUCAGCCCGUGGGGGAGCCUAGUUUUGCUGAAGAGGUGGCGGGGAAAACAUGCCAGAAGAUGGGACACGAGCGCUUUGGUGAAACGUGGAGCACAAAAAGGAGAGAAUCAGGGAGAUAAGCUAAGUGGCGAAGGAAGUGUAGCUUGAGGGAUUGCAGUGGAGGAGGAUGAGGAGGAGGACGAUGAUGGUGUAUAAUACAUGAGAGGACCGAGUCGGGGCGAGAUGGGCGAUGACUGACUCGGUGGGUGAGUUGGAGAAGGAGAACCCGAGUUGGUCAACGGCGGGGGGCGGGGGAUGAAAUGGAAAUCCACGUCACGAGCUGCGGGGCAUGUAGUCCAAGCACAAGAUUCCCAAAAUAGUUGGUGGAGGCAGAAAAUGAAAAUUAAAGGGGGAAGAAUUCCUUGC